GAUACUGAAGUCCCUCUCCACAUUGCUGCAUUCAAGGGCGACGUAGAGGAGGUGAAGAGGCUGCUCAAGGAGGGUGCUGAUGUCAAUGAAGCGACGGAGACGGGUUGGACUGCGAUCAUGUGGGCGGCCAGAGGAAAGCGUCCAGAGGCAAUGAAGGUGCUGAAAGACGCAGGGGCAGACCUUCUCUUCAAGAACAAGUUUGGUUCCACUGCUCUCCAUGCGGCAGCUCACUGGGGGAGC
Guillardia theta CCMP2712 is the source of this 240-nucleotide messenger RNA. RefSeq lists its product as hypothetical. Gene Ontology annotation, molecular function: protein binding. The transcript has a single exon. The annotation marks the transcript as partial. NCBI's taxonomy places the organism in Eukaryota, Cryptophyceae, Pyrenomonadales, Geminigeraceae. The record is from RefSeq and is a predicted model, not a curated record. Gene Ontology annotation, cellular component: nucleus; cytoplasm.